AUGAUGGCCGACGGCAGCUCUACAGAUUACGAAGCUCUCUAUCGAAGGGAGCAAGAAAGACGAAAGCACGCUGAACAGCAAACGAAAGAAGCUGAACAGCAAAGGAAAGAAGCUGAACAGCAAAGGAAAGAAGCUGAACAGCAAAGGAAAGAAGCUGAACAGCAAAGGAAAGAAGCUGAACAGCAAAGGAAAGAAGCCGAGGAACGAAGGCAGGAAGCUGAAGAACAUACCCGACCGCUCACAUUCUUGGAGUUAAUGCGCCAUGGUCACAACCUGCUCUCAAGACCGCUUAAUGUCAGAUCGCCGUCUCGAUCAACAACAGGGAAAAUACCCCCUCCAACCGGAAAGUACUGCCCGACGCGACUAGAACCAUGGAUAGAGUGCCCGAAUGAGCAGCAGGAAAUCUACAAUGCUGUAUGCAGAUAUCUCCAGCCAGCUAUGGAAGCUCCAGCACAGUUGCCUACGUCCUUGGAUUCCCUUGAAAAGGAUGCUCGGCGAUUUUGCCAUGACCCAAUGAACAGUGAGCGGAGUGUCGAGCUAUAUGAGCAAAUUGCAGUGGAAUGCUAUGUUCGUGAUAUAGUUACGGAGCUAUGCAAAAUCGAUGCCGCCCGAGACGAGUUCGGCCUUGGCGAUGGAGUCCAGUUCGACAAUCACACCAACUCUCUCAAUCCCAAUUCACACACAGAAGCGACUACACUUCAGCCGUCAAGUGUUCACCAUCCAAAGCCCGAUCACUUUUGUAUUCAUCGGGUUGAUGGGAACACUACUGCUCUUCUCACUACAGUCGAAUACAAACCACCUCACAAGCUUCCUACCGAAAUACUCCACAAAGGGCUUCGACCAAUGGACUUAUGGAGACAAAUGGUUAGAUCAAACAAAAUACCCCAGGAAGAGGCGAGGAAAUUGAAGUACAAUGCUGAAAAGCUUGUCUGCUCCGCUCUUGUCCAGGAGUACCAUGUGAUGAUCCAGGAAGGACUUGAGUAUUCCUGGUUAACAAACGGAAUUUCCCGUGUCCUUCUUCGCGUCCCUUACGACAAGCCUGGUACAUUGCAGUACUUUCUCUGUGACCCAAACAGAGAACUAAAGGGCGAAGUUCAACAGGAUAUUCAGGAGCCAAAGACCUCUAUUGCGCGGGUCCUUUGUCUGUGCUUGAUGGCAUUCCGUUCCCCUCUGCGUAGCCAAGAAUGGAGAAACAAUGUAUACUCAAACCCCUAUCUGUGGAAAACCAGCUUCGACCAUACUCGUUCUCAGAUUGCAAAACCAGAAUUGCAACAGCUCCAAUUACAUUCCGAUAGUACCACCUACACCAGCCCAGAGUCAACUAUGGAUCCAAGUGCAGAUUAUCAAGCGUCUUCAUCUCCAUCGGAAUCUCCAACACAAGGCCGCCGAGUUACAAGAUCCCAGGCUAGCUGUGCACCCUCAACUCCACGUCAUCGCUCGCAAUCACCAGACUCCUCAGGCUCCGAGCCGAACCAAGCCUCACGGAAAAGGGGCUUCAGCCAAAUUACAUCUUCGCCAUCUGUUCAACAACCCGCUCAUGCGCCUAAUACCAGAAGUGACCCGGGGAAUCAAUCCCGAUACCGCAAUUCACAAUUCUGUACCCAACGAUGUUUACUUGGGUUACAUAGCGGCGGUGAUUUAGAUGAGUCUUGUCCAAACGUGACUCUUCAUCGUCAAGACAAGGGCGACCGUACACAUCCUAUUACUUCAGAGGGAUUGCUGCUUUCUUUGAAAGCACAACUAGAUGAGAAUAUUGAUCGCUGUAUAUCCCUUGGAAGCUGCGGGGCAUGUGGUGCGCCAUUUAAACUAACUUGCGCCACAUACGGGUACACCGUCAUUGGAAAGGGAACCACAUCAUACCUGUGGAAAGAAGUUUCACGCGAAGUACAGGUCUACCGAAUCUUGCAGAAGGCUCAAGCAUCUGCUGUACCUGUCUUCCUUGGUACAAUCGACCUAGCGAAAAUUUAUUUCCUCCAUGGGGCCGGAGAUAUUCGCCAUAUGCUGGUGAUGGGCUGGGGAGGCGAGAGCAUAGCGACUAUGGAGCUGACGCCAUGCCUUCGCAAAGAGAUUCACAAAUCGGAUAAAGAAAUCAAAGCUUUAGGAAUCAUCCAUGAUGACCUUCGGGGUGAGAAUGUCCUCUGGAAUGAAGAGCUUAGCCGGGCGCUGAUCAUUGACUUUCAUCGCUGUACAUUAAAACUUCGACCAACUCAACCGAGACCAGUGAAAAGACACCUUGGGAUUUACUGUCAAGAGUCAAGCAAUAAACGUUUGCGUGUUUCGUGA
This is a messenger RNA of Penicillium malachiteum, 2283 nucleotides long. RefSeq lists its product as uncharacterized. The transcript has a single exon. Bases 1 to 2283 code for a protein of 760 amino acids. The record is from RefSeq and is a predicted model, not a curated record. Lineage: Eukaryota; Fungi; Ascomycota; Eurotiomycetes; Eurotiales; Aspergillaceae.